AUGGCCGACGACAUCGUCCUCAACGACGACAUUACCGGCCACGAGGCGGGGGUGGCGGAGGACAUCAUUCUCGACACGCCGGCUGCCGAAGAGACAGCACACGAAGAGGCACAAGAAGACAACGCCAGCUCAGGCAACAACCACGGCGUGGCCAAUGUUGUUGCAGCCAUCGAUGCCUUCCUUGCGGACCCGAACGACUUGGGCGAGGAAAGCCACGAGCCGAUCGUUUACCAGAGCCACAGCGACGAGCACGACGCCCACAUAGAACACAAUGUGCAGGCAAAAGAUGAUUGCGAGGCUGAUGAAGCAACGGCGCCAAAUGUCGACGAGGGAGACGUAAACAAUGGUGCAGAAGCACACACUGGAGAAGCCACAGAAGAUGAUGUGGCACAGGAAGCUGAGGAACUGCACGAAGAGGAGCAUAACGACAUGGAGGAAGAGGAGGAACACGACGAGUUUGAUACUAUUGACGCUUCAGAAGACACUGCCAGGCCCCUCGGUGAAACAUUGUCGCAGCCUACCAUAGAGGACUGUGACGCCACAGACCUCGAACGGGAGGAGGACGAGGGCGACGAGGAUGCUGAGGCCCCUGGCGUCGUCGAGCAUAAUGAGGCAGACGUGCCCAUCGCGGCAUCCGCACUCUCUAACGGCGAGGAGUCAAAUGCCGAGUUCCACGAUGAAGUUGGGGGCCACGAGGACGAGCACGUGGAGCACAGCACACUCCCUGACGACAUGGGCGAAAACGAACAUACGUCGCGCCGCAGCUCGGCAUUUUCGGCCCGGUCGGCUGUCUCGGACCGGCGUACAUCAAUGCGCACCGAAGCUCUGAUCCAGGCUGCAGCACGGGCUGUUGUGGCCAAAAUCAAUGAGAAGGAUGCCACAGGCGGCCAUUUCGACAUCGAAAGGGCCAUGUCGGAGUCUCACGGUAGCAUCAUUGAAGACGCCGACCACGACACGACGACGGACGAAGAGGGCGAGAAUGACCACGACGGUGAUGCUGAACCCGACGACGACGAUGUGUUUAGCGACCGCAGUCCACGCAGCUCACUGGGGUCGUUUGAGCACCACAGCGGCGCCAGCAACAACGGCAUCGAUGAAGGCCCAGAAGCACAUCAGAAGAUGGACCUUCACAGCACGGUCGAAGACGCCACCGACGUUCACGAGAGCGAGGAUGAGUACGCCUACGCAGAGGACACUGGAAGUGUCGCAUACCAUCGCGGGACCAGUCACUACUCACCGCGUAUGUCUGGCGUGUCUGGAAUUUCCCGCAUGUCCCAGUACGAGCAGCAGCACGAAGACGAUGAGGAGUACAAACACGACGACGAAUUCGUUCACCACACCAUCCGUGGAACGCCUCGGGCUGCCUUCCGUACGCCAUCGUCUGUGCGGGCUCUCCAGAUGUCAUCUCCUUCGCCCUCUGUUAUCUACGGAGUAUCUCCCCGAUCGGCUGCCCGCCGCCGGCGCCUCGGUACAGGUAGUGGCCUGGAUGACGGCCAGAGCAUGGGCUCAGUUGGCACAUAUUCGUCACUGCCCGGAUCACCGUCUAAAAGUCAGACCCCUACACGCUUUAAGGUGUUCCGCAAGCCGGAACCAGCCCCGCUUGUUCUUCUUCACGCGACGCUCAUGCCGACGCGCUGGGUGUGGUCGGAUGUCUUACGAACGUUCGACGAGAACAUCGGCCACAACAAGAACGACGUGUCUCUCCAUGACGGCGAUGACUUUGCAACAUCGUCGUUUGAGCCAAGUGCCGCGCUCAAGCGACUCCAUAGUGCAUGGUGUCAACUGCAGGAGUACUCUCUUGGUGCCGACACUGUGGCCGAGCGAGGUGUCUUGCUACCUCACCCGCAGAACGACUACGAGGUGCUCGAAGAGAGACUGUUGGAGGCGCUGGAGCUGCCCGUCCGGCGGCGGGCUCGGAUUCUCGAGUGCGGCCAUUAUCUGGGCCCGGCGGACGACGAUGAGGAUGACUGCGAGGACGAGGUUGAGGGUGAUGAGAGCGAUGGCUAUUACAACGACCACAAGGACGAAGGCGAGGCCAACAAGCGCCAUUGGUGCACGACCUGCCGGUCUGAUAUCCGUUAUGAGUCGCUCGGUGCCGAGCGCGUUUUCCGUGUCAAGGUGUACGCCAGCAAUGGCCUGAUGGCGGUGGGUGCGUGGGCGGCUUGCUGGAGCGAGAUGGAGCGUGUUGAUGUGGAGAUUGAGCCCAUCGUGGCCGACGCAGCGCUUCUCCGCGAGCUUAACCAGCUUCGGAGCCUGCAGCAGCAAGAGGCGCUCCACAAGCAAGAAGAGGCGGAUGCCGCGGUCCAAGCAGCCAUGGCGGAGAACGAGAUCGACGAGGCGGGCAUGCACGGCGAUGAUUUGCUUGACGAGCCCGACGUGCACGACCUACACGAGGAUCGUGAAGAGCACCAGCCCUUCGAAGCGCAGAAGGACAUCUCGCAGUCCCAGUCCCCAGCCAUGGCUGACCAUUUCCACCUGUCACCUCCAAGUGCCAUGGCCAUGUCGCCACCGCUUCGAGAUUCGCCGGUCGAGCCACCCGCACUGACCACCACGGACCGCACGUCCGAUGCCAACCGCAGACGACGUGAAGCAGAGGAUCGCUUGCGUGAGAUUUAUGGCCGGACGCCGCCGCAUACGGCGCUCGCAGGAGCGCAGACGUCGCCGUCACGCCACGUGGAGAGCACGCGAUUGUCCGAUGUACCCGAAACAAUCGAAACCGCGGCCAGUCGAGACAUGGGUGCCGGAACGUCUCCGUACGGUCCAUCGCCACCAUCGCCGAGUGCCGAGGCCUACAGUCGGCGUGAAGAACGCCGGAGCCGUCAAUCGUCAACAACCGACCGGGCCUUUGGCAACGACACGGACGGUGCUGCACCCCAUGCCAGCCACCCCCAUGCGCCGUACGAAUCAGCAUCGCUGCCGGAGCUUCUGCUUGCAGCUAUCCAGGUGUUUUUGCGCGACCGUAAGCACGUCGCCAUAACGGUGCUGAGCGUCAUUGUCAUUGUGCUGGCCACACUGCGGUCACCGGGCGCAGGCGACCAAGGCUUGCAAGCCGUUCAAGCACAGGUUCCUCCGGCUACGGACUUUGGUUUCGCACCGGUGAGAGAUGCCGGUGAUGCCCGCAUUGGCGUUGAACAAAAGGACGUCGAGGCGGCGUUGGCGGCCGAGACGAACUCCGAAUCAGCGCUUGCCGAGAUGGUUAGCCGUGUCGGGUCGCCGGACAUUUUGGUCGAGACAGUCGUGGAGAAGAUGACAGUCAAGGUGUACGAGACGGUGACUGAAACCGCAACAGAGACGGCCACGCAGACGACGGUGGCUACUGCUACGUCCGAGGCAACCGUUGAUGGCUCGGCGAUGGCGGAAACAGCGACGGUUGAGGCCAUGGAAUCUUCGGUCGAGCCGGCCCAGCUACCACCCGCCACGUUCAUGUCAGCCGGUUCGAUGUCUGCUAAUGCGAACGCAGCAUCACUCUUUGCUGCGGCAGAUGUAUCGACCUCGGCGGCCAACCCGACUGCUGUUGCUGCGGAGGUGUACGACGAGCUGUAA
This is a messenger RNA of Sporothrix schenckii 1099-18, 3543 nucleotides long. RefSeq lists its product as uncharacterized. The transcript has a single exon. Lineage: Eukaryota; Fungi; Ascomycota; Sordariomycetes; Ophiostomatales; Ophiostomataceae. The coding region runs from base 1 to 3543 and encodes 1180 amino acids. The record is from RefSeq and is a predicted model, not a curated record.